AUGUCUGAAGUUGGCUAUCAGGAGAGGAGAUUUGGAGAGUUGGAGAGCUCCAUGAUGAGUCACAGUUCUUUACUAAACACGAUGAAUUCUGAUCUGAAAGGCAAACCGAAAGACUCAGAGUCUCAGAACAGGACGUUGACUGAGGUGGUGAAAUUGUCUUCUUCUGUAGAGUCUCUGUCCUCUAAGCAACAGAGCACUGAUCAGAGAGUGAUGGCUGCUCUAAAUGAAAUCAAGACUGAACUGGAGGGCAGCAGUGUACAAGCAAUAUCUCAUCACGGGAUGAUGUUUGCAAUGAUUAGACUGACUUCUUCUGUAGAGUCUCUGUCCUCUAAGCUGCAGAGCACAGAUCAGAGAGUGAUGGAUGCUCUGAGUGAAAUGAAGGCCAUGCUGGAGACCAUGUAUGUGCUAGCAGGAGGAUUGACUUGUGAGCCUGGAUGGACUCUUUUUCGCUCCAAGUGUUACUUUUUCUCUGACGACAAACUGAACUGGCACCAGGCACGAGAUUACUGCAGGUCCCAGAAUGCCUCAUUGAUCAAAUUGGAAACUAAAGAUGAAUGGGCGUUUAUACGUCCUCGGGCUGCACUGAAUUCCUACUGGGUUGGUCUCACUGAUGAAGUCACAGGGCAGUGGAGAUGGGACGAUGGAACACCUUACAUCAUGAAUAAAGACGAGUGGGUAGCUGGACAGCCGGAUGACUGGAAGGAUCACGGUAUGGGAGAGGAAGGAGAAGACUGUGGACAUAUUUACACAUCUGGGAGGUUUAACGACGCCCACUGCUCUGUUAAAAUGUACUACAUCUGCAAGGCGUAGAUCACACUGCAUGAAAAUGACUGAUACGUUGGAUGUUCAUGUAAAAAAAUCAUGUUGUUUUACAUUUUAGCAAAUCAACACUUUUCUAAACAA
Molecule: messenger RNA, 903 nt
Organism: Colossoma macropomum (tambaqui)
Lineage: Eukaryota; Metazoa; Chordata; Actinopteri; Characiformes; Serrasalmidae
Product: C-type lectin domain family 4 member F-like
Exons: 9
Coding region: 1-810 (269 amino acids)
Source: RefSeq, a predicted model, not a curated record